AUGGACACUUCAAACAUGUCCUUUGAGGCAAAGAUUGCCAUGGCAUUGGGAGGAUCUAGUUGGCAGAGUCUACAGAACAGUAACACUGCGGAUCCCGUUGCUGCAGCCGGACAGGCAGCACAUGCGGAUGAAGAGUAUCAAGACGAUGACGAUGAAGACAUGGAUGGCGGAAACGGAAUUCCCAUAGUGGACGGGCCUGCCGAUACAGUCGCAGCCCAAGAGCUGGAAGUCGAUGAGGAGCUACUCAAGAAACGCAAGAAAAGACUGGAGCGGUUUGAAAAGGUCAUUGCCAAAGAUGCUGGAGAAGUGGUCGAGAUAAUUGAACUUGACUCGCUCAUACCCAUCUCACAAAAGGUGUCAUGGGACCAAGAUCCAGAGAUUCUCUGUUGCUACAACUGGCAAGCCUCUACAGAUGGCACCAACACUAUCUUUGUCCCGGGUGAGCCAGCAAAAUGGCAGCAGCCAGCUCUGCCACAUCAUUUAAAGCGAGACAGCGGUUUCCAAUACCAAGAUUACAACUAUGCACGAAAACCGAAAAAUCCUUAUUCUCCCAUGUUCCAGGCACUCAGCGUUAUGAAUCCAGGCGUUACAUUUCACGAUGUUGAUAUUCUGGCCGAUCGCAACAAUCUCCGCGUGUUGCUCGAAUUCGCCCAGGGCAAAGCCAAUGGGCCAUUUCGAUUAAACAUAUACCUGGUCUUCAACACUUUAGUCAUUGUGCGCCGCGAGUCACGCUGGUGGAAACUCUCAGACGGCCAUAGCUAUGGCAUCAAUUUCGAGCGAGACUUUACAACGACAACAGACGACAUGUGCGACGCAACAAGCCACUACCGCGCCAUCCGUUACAAAAUGGGCCCGCUGAACGUCGUCUGCCGCUUCGAAGCCGACGCCUACGACGAUGGUAUGGGAAACGACAACCUCACAGAAUCCGAGGUCGCAGCCACAACCGGCAACGGUGCAGGUCCAACCACCAGACCCACCUUCAACUAUUCCGCUCCCGUCCGUGUGCUCCAAAAAGGCCAUAUCGUCCCCACCGCGCAAAUGGUCGAGCUAAAAACACAAGCCUACCACCCUGAAAGCAGUGCUUUAGUACAAUGCCAAGACCAGCUCUGGUUCGGCCGCACAUCCCUCUUAUUCACCGCCCCCUACGAUAAAGAAACUGGUCGUGUCCAGCGCGUGAAGAAGGAAGACGCCACAGAGCGCGUAGCGAGGUGGGAACAAGCGCAGCAGGAAGCCCUCCAGAAACUCGUUGCGCUACUCGUUCGCAUCCGCGCUGUGCUAGUACGCGAACGCAGACCGAAUCGCGCAGUUGUCCUCGUGCGUGAAGCAAAAGGUGGACCGCUGGCGCUACGUACGAUGGAGGAGAGAAGCUAUGCCGUGGAUAGGGAUACAAUGGAAAUCUUCUGGCCACCGCGAGCUCAUUCGUUUGGCGGGCAUCGCGGGCGCGGCGGCUACGACCGUGGUAGGGGCUCUUUUCAAGGUUCGCGUGGCCGUGGGCAGGGUGGACCUGGUGGCAGAGGUAAUUUUCACCCACCUCCUUUUCAUGGCCGCGGUCAGUAUCCCCCUCCGCCGCCUGGUUGGGUCCCGCCAUAUAACAAUGCUGUUCGAGGCCGCGGCCAAGGCCAGUUUCAUGGCAGCGCUUCGUCGGGUCCGGCCUAUCAUGAUGACCGUAGGACGGAUGGAGGACAAGGGCGGGGAGUGGGGAGAGCGAGACAUACUGGUCGUGGUCAGGGUUCUGCGUAUCCUUAUUGA
Messenger RNA from Bipolaris victoriae FI3, 1749 nucleotides. RefSeq lists its product as hypothetical. Lineage: Eukaryota; Fungi; Ascomycota; Dothideomycetes; Pleosporales; Pleosporaceae. The transcript has 2 exons. The record is from RefSeq and is a predicted model, not a curated record. The coding region runs from base 1 to 1749 and encodes 582 amino acids.